Messenger RNA from Purpureocillium lilacinum, 1173 nucleotides. RefSeq lists its product as uncharacterized. The record is from RefSeq and is a predicted model, not a curated record. NCBI's taxonomy places the organism in Eukaryota, Fungi, Ascomycota, Sordariomycetes, Hypocreales, Ophiocordycipitaceae.
AUGGCCGUGGAAGAUGCACCAAACCGCGGCCCGGAGCUUCUCGCGGUCAACAUCUUCUUCUGCGUGCUUGCGGGCGUCAUCGUCUUGUUGCGAUGCUACUCUCGAGCGGCCCUUGUCAAGGCUUUUGGCCUUGAUGACUGGCUCAUGAUUCUGGCUACCGUCUUCUUUAUUAUUUACUGCGUCAUGUCUAAUCUAGGCGUGAAGCAUGGCACCGGCCAGCACCAGGACAGCCUCGACAAGGAGGAUAUCAAGCUUGCGACGAUGUACUGGUGGUUCUGCUACAUCUUCUUCAGCUUGACAAUGAUCACCUCGAAGGUGUCUUUCGCCUGGUUCCUUCUCCGCAUCACGACAACCAGAGCACACUCGUGGAUCAUCUACGGCGCGUCGCUCUGCACCAUCGUCGCAGGAGGAGUGUUCUUCUUUGUGACGCUGUUUCAGUGCAAUCCCGUAUCUUCGUACUGGGAUAAGGACCAAGGCGGGCACUGCCUUAGCAUGGACAUCAUCAUGGCCCUCGCAUAUCUCUACAGCGUCUUCAGCGUCAUCACGGACUUUACCUUUGCAAUACUGCCGGGCUUCAUCAUUUGGCACCUGAAGCUGAAGACCAGAGCCCGAGUCGCCCUCAUAGGACUGGUAGUAAUGGGCUGCGCCGCAAGCUCAGCUGUCGUGGUGCGCUGCGGGUAUCUCAUCAGGUUCAAAGACCCGGACUUCUUAUGGGCAACGACUGAUAUCGCGAUUUGGUCAACCGUCGAAAUGGGCCUGGCCAUCAGCGCCGCGAGCCUGGCGACCCUACGGCCCCUCUUCAAAAUGGCCGCGUGGAAGCUGGGCUUCUCCUCCCGGCAGACAACUUCCGCCCGCACGCCUUACGGCGCGAGCGUUCCUCACGGCCUGGGUCCGAACAGCACACACGGUGUCGGCACAUUCGACAACCAUGUCUACGUCCUCUCCGAGUUUACACAAGGCACAACCAAGGUGGAGAAGUACGGGGACUGGAAAGUUGGGACACAUACCACGGCGUACGCCGAUCAUCAGAAGGAGAACAUGUCGGAGCAUGAUGUCCACAUGACCACUGGCAGCAUUGAUAGCCAGGAGAACUUGAACAAGCAGCAGUCUAGGGGCAUGGAGGAGACCAGAGGGGGCCAGCGAGACUUUAGCGGUAGGAUGAACCGCUACUAA